AUGGACCCAAGGAACCUCACUCUUCGGAAAAAGCGCAAAGACCGGCCUACCAUAAGCGCACCCCGAAAUGCCACUGGGCCUGGUAUUACGAAGCCGGCUGCACAGCAGAAGAAGUCAGAGAAUACUCUGACAGUCCCGCGAGAACGAAAUGCCCCUACCGAGACGUCCGAUCUUGUGAAACGACGAUACUCCACGCGUUAUAAUCAACUACCUGACUUCAGCACUGUCGGAGCUCCCCCUGUGCCCGGUCUUCCUGGUGGAAUCAAACGACGCUCACAAGCCGGUUCACCGCGUCGUCCAGGAACAUCGCCGUCACGUCCACUGCUUGUCGACAGUGAAACUCUCAAAGACCCAAACCUUCCACACGAACGCUAUGUUACCGAGCUUCUGUCUAAUGCAUCAGAACAAGACAUUCAUGAAUACCAGACCAACCUACAGCGACUCAAAAACCGGAACUCCGCCGAACUACAGCAGAGCGUAUAUCAGAACAGAACUCAGUUCAUCAAGAUCAGUAAAGAGGCGGAGAAGCUCAAGGCCGAGAUGUCAAUCCUUCAGCAUCUAAUGUCAGAGCUGACAGGUACACUUGGGCAGGCGAGCUCAGGGACCAGCAACAGUACAUUCUCGCCAGAUCUCAAUGGCCCAUCGCAACCCAGACGGAAUGCGAACAGGACCUCGGUUGCAAACCUGGAGCAGAUGUGGAACAUCCAGCUUCAAGCAUUAUGGAAAAAUGUCGAGAAAUCCCAAAAGUUUCUCCCCGCCGCCCCUGGUCGUCACAUCGUCGCGGAAACUGGAAACUGGAUUGAACUUGACAGUGCUACGUGGAAGGCAAAACGGCCUGUUCGGAUUGUUAUCCUGAACGAUCAUCUCCUGGUUGCGUCUAAGAAACGCAAGCGAACUGAUCCUAAUGCGCCUCAACAGGGCCCAGCCCCUACCAAACUUGUUGCCGAAGAAUGCUGGCCACUGCAAGACAUUGAAAUCAUAGACAUGGCAGCUACUAUGACCACUGGCAGCCCUGCGGCGGCCGAAGAGAAGGCAAUCCUAUCUGCACUCACCAUACGAUCUGGCGGCAGGUCGUUUACAUAUCGACAUGAGAAGCGCGACGAGAAAGCAAAAAACGGACUUCUAAUGGCAUUGAGAAAGGCCACAGAGGAUUGUCGCAAAGCUAGCAAAACCCACGAAGAGCAAAACAAGCCACAAGGUGAAAGCCUAAAUUAUUUCGCCUCGCGAGACCCGGCAUCUGCCAGAAACACAGAAAUCAUCGAGAGUAUCAAUUCCGCAAAGGAGAGGCCGGAUAUCUUGAUUGAAGUUGAUGGAAAACAGCAGAAUUUCAGAUGGGUGGAAGGACAAAUUGAUGACCUUGAUAUCGAGAUCUCUUUACAACGCUUCGACGAAGCUGUCGAAAAAGUGGAAAGGCUCCGCAAAGUCGCGAAGAGUUUGAAGAACAAUUCAAUCGCUCAGGAGCUAAUCACGGUCAAGGUUGACGAACGUGCUGCCAAACUCGCAGCAGUCCUUUGCCGCGAACUCGUGGAGACGCCUUCUUUUAUGGAAGCCACCAAGAAAACAUCCAGCUACCUCAUCCGUCUUGGAUUUGAAGACAGGGCUCGAGAGCUUUACUUGAACGCGCGGAGCGAGACUCUGACCAAGCGGACACGACAGUGCGUGUUUGAGGGUGACCUCCAUCGCUACGUGUUCACUAUCUCUUAUGUCUACUUUACAAUUGUCAAAAACACUGUGCUUAUCUACCAGGCCUCGUUCCCACCUGUCACUAUCAGCGCGUGCAUCAAGUGGGCCAAUGAGCACCUGGAGACGUUCAAUACUUUGCUGGUACGGCAAUUGAGUGCCAUAGAGAAGGACGGCAAGCUGUGGAGAGAAUGCAUGGACGUGGUCUGGGCCCAUGAAAGGGAAAUGUUGGGCGAGGUCGGUCUGGAUUUCAGAGAGGUUAUCGGACGGGGACUCGAGGUUAGAAGCAUCCCCAGUCUCAAAUAA
Molecule: messenger RNA, 1986 nt
Organism: Capronia epimyces CBS 606.96
Lineage: Eukaryota; Fungi; Ascomycota; Eurotiomycetes; Chaetothyriales; Herpotrichiellaceae
Exons: 1
Coding region: 1-1986 (661 amino acids)
Biological process (GO): exocytosis; intracellular protein localization; Golgi to plasma membrane transport
Cellular component (GO): exocyst
Source: RefSeq, a predicted model, not a curated record